GGCCUCACUGCUUGAUCCUCAACGAGGUCAGCCUCAAUCCAGCCUCAAUCCGUCCUCAAUGCCAUCCUGAGCCUGGGAGAGCCUCGAUCUCGUUAUCUCGGUGGGUGGCUGUCUCCAAAAGAAACCUCGAAAGCGCCAGAACAGACCUGGAUCCUCCCCCUUGAGACUUGGCCUUCCUUCUUCAUUCUCUCCCACUUCUUCCCAAGUUUCUGGGCGGGUUCGACCCCUCGUUCACUCCAUUUCUCCGCCCGUGGCCUACCUCAUAACCGUGAUGCCCGCACGACGAGUUAAACGCCAGUCCGGACCGGCUUUGGGCCUGAACGGCUUAGAGCGCGAUCGGUCAGGCUCGUCCUCGUCGUCCUCACCGGCCCGCGGGUCCCAUGACGCCGGCCCGCCCGGCCCGCCAAGCCGUUGCCCGCACGUGGGCCACGCUGUGCAUCUGCCCGCCCUCAAGAAGAGCCUCAAAGUCAGUUUUGUGCGCUUGGGCGUGUGUCAAGUGUGUCAACGAGCGAGCAAACAGAGCGGACGGGCCGCCGCCGGGGCGAGUACCGGGGACGAAGCCGCUGUUCCGCCCGUGCCCGUGGAGCGGGUUUUUGUGCUAUGUUUGCGUUGCGGUCAUCAGUUUUGCCCCACCCAUUUGCGGGUGCACUUUGAGAGCGACACCACUGACAUGCAUUGCAUUGGCUUGAGCAUUCAGGAGAACUGGCCUUUGCGGUGUCACACCUGUUCGGCCGAUAUUCCUGUGGACUCCUACAAAAAGGUUCUUGAAGCGGUCCAAUUUGUGCGUAAGGUUGAGCGCCUCAAAGGUCGCGCUCCAGCCUCGACUCCAGGUGGUCCGCCUCGAUCGACCUCCGUCAAGUCAUUGGUGGUGGGUAAACGCUGGGAUGCGCCACUGACCACCAUCCCCAAACCCCGAGGUUUGGCCAACUUGGGCAACACUUGCUUCUUCAAUUCGGUCAUGCAGAGUCUGACCCAGUCUCAUCCCUUAACGUAUAUCUUAGACCAGCACAGCCAAAAAGGCGCCCUAUUUCACGUCCCGGCCAUAGCUUGUCCACCCUCGGAUCGCGCCAAUCCCCCAGAUCCGCCCUUGGAGCCCAUGUCGUUACGAUUACUGGAAGCCGGACCCAUUACUCUUUCGCUGACGGCCUUUUUCAAGGACAUGAAUUCCAUGGGCAAGACCGGGGUGAUGAAUUCCGGACAUCUUUUUGGUCAGGUUUGUCGUCGAUCUCCUCAAUUUCGAGGCUUUCACCAACAAGAUGCCCACGAGUUACUCCGACAUCUCAUGGAUGGGCUUCGAACGGAAGAGGUUAAGCGACAAAAGACGGCCAUUUUGAAACACUUUGGGUUGAGUGAAAAGACGGAUCGGAAGACGGUCGACGACACUGUCAAACUGAAACUGAAAGCUUUGGGACGACAUAGCAAUUACACCGUGGUGGACAAGAUCUUUGGCGGCCAUCUUGUGUCCACGAUCGUGUGCGAGCAAUGUCAAAACUCAUCGCAAAUAUACGAGCCCUUUUUGGAUCUUAGUCUACCGUUGGUCGAAGAGAAACCCACUCGUCCCUUGGGAUUGAAGAAAAAGUCAACCUUGAAUCCGGACCUGGACGAGGAGGAAACGAUAUCUUGCUUUGGGCGGUCCAAAAAAGGCAUCGAUAAUGACAACUCCGUCAAGAAGAUGAGCAAAAAAGAAAAAGAACGUAUGAAGCGCGAGAAACGAAACAACAGAAAGAACAAGAAGUCGCCAGCUAGUGAGACCGCUCAAGCCUGUGAAAACGGCAAUGAUAUUGAACAAACAAAUAAGCCAAAGAACGUGAGUCGUAACGUCGACCCUCCAGAAAAUGACGGGUCAGUUGUGCCGGUUGUGCAAGAAAUUGGGAUCAAAUUAGAAGGGGAUGACAUCUCUGAAAAAGAAACCAACGGAACCAAGUCAGAAGAUGAUAAUGCAUCUGCUGUCCGCGAGGCUAAUCCAGAGGCCGUUCACCCUGAAAAGGAAGCCACAUCAAACCCGUCCAGUGCUGUGCAUCCAUCUGUGAAUCAAAAAGUCAAUCAAUUCGAAAACCAGGAGGAGAAGACCAAAAAGGCGAGUAAAACAGUUAAAGACGGAAAUGAAGAGGAAGAUGAAGAGGAGGAUGGGGAAGACGGCUACUCCGAAGAAAAUGAAGAUUGGACUUGGGAUUAUGGUGAAGAAUGGGAGGAAGGUGACGAGUCAGAGGAAGUGAAGAAAACGCCCGACAAAGACGCAGAAAACGAAUCCGAUUAUCUUCCAGCACCGGAUGAGGAUGAUGAGCAUGUUGAUAAGUUGGCAAAGAAGCACCCCCCACUUCGAUCCCUGAAUCCCUUACCCCCUGAAAGAAUGGAACGCGGAUCGUCCCGUGAAAAAUCAUCAGAACUCAUAGACGAUGACGAUGAUCGCAACAAUGUGGAAAGUGGAGAUGAAAGUGAAGAGGAUGAGACGGGUGCCUCUAUAAAUGGCGACAUCGAGGACAAUCUGGAAGAUGCCAAUCCUAAGACGGUUCUUGACCUGAAGAGUCCAAUCAAGCGAUUGAGCCUCAAGGCCAACGACACGCUCUGGUCGAACCUGAAACACCUAGAGCCGUUCCACCCGAAUCCCGGUCACUUGGAUCCUCAUAUGGAACAAUUAUGCAAGAGAGUCCGCAAACUCUCCGUGGCCUCCAUGGCUGUGCCCGAUGCCAUCGGAGAGAAGAUUGAGAAUCCAGCUCAGCUCAACGAAUACCUUCUGUCGGACGAUGAGACUCUCCAGGAAGAGAACAAGUGCCGCAUACGGCUUCGUAAUGAGUGGGUGGCUCGCUCGUUGACAUCGAUCUCGCCUCGUUAUCACAGUGCAGCGGGCGAAUGCUCCGUUUACUCGAGUCUGACGCAAUUCACCGCUCCCGAGUUGCUCACGGGAAACAAUAAGUGGGCCUGUGACAAAUGUACCAAAAUCCAAGGUGCUCUCAAGCAAAUUAAAGGUGAUACUUGUAGGUCUUCCGAAUCUUCCGAAGAAAACGAACGAGGCUAUGGUGAUAAUAUCAACAGCAACGGUUAUAAGAACCAAGAUACUAAUCAAAAAGAUAGCCCGUCCAAGUUUCCAACUGUGUACAGCAAUGCAUCCAAGCAACUACUCAUCUAUUCUCCACCCGCUGUGUUAACCAUUCAACUCAAGCGAUUCCAGCAGACCAUGUACAACUUGAGAAAGGUCAACCGAUCCGUCCAAUUUCCCUUGGUUCUUGAUUUGGCCCCCUUUUGCGCGUCUACUGCCGUGAGCACUUCCACGGUUAGUGCGGGAGCGAAGGAGAUUCUUUACAAUCUCUAUGCAGUGGUGGAACACAAAGGACGGCUCUCCGAUGGUCAUUACACGGCGUUUGUUAAAGUUCGGCCGGCCAAUUUGGACAAAGUAGAUUAUUCGAAAUUCCACUCGGCUCCUAUCACGAAGACCGAGGAGAUCCACACCCUUUUAGCCGAGAUUGAACGAAAAAGCCAACUCUUAGCUGGGGAUAACUCGCUCGUCGAGUCCGAGGGCUGUCAGAAAGAGACGUCCUCGAAUUCUGAGUGCGUGUCAGAAAAUGGCACGUCCUCGGCGGAUGUGCCAGCAGAUGACGUGAUAAAUAGCAGUAGCCAUAAAGUUAGCCAUGAUGUGCCUAGUAAAUGGUACCACAUAUCAGACUCUCAAGUGUCAGAGGUGAGCGAAGAAAAAGUCCUCCGGUGUCAGGCCUAUUUACUCUUUUAUGAGCGCUUCAAGUAGCUUCAAAUUGUGAUGAUGAAUGUGAUGUACUUGCGUGAUUACCACUCAGGACCUCAACCUUUGAUCUAAUCAAUUCAGCCAGAAGAGGAGCAAUGAAACUAGAGUCGAACUUUGAUUGAACGAAUCUCGAUUUAACGAUAUGUUCUCAGCUGACGGACAAUAUCAUUAAACCAAAGUUCGAUUGUAUCAUGAAUGUAACCAAGAAGCCAUUUGGGAUAUGCCUAGUUGAAUCCAUGGCGAUUUUUAUGUCAUUGGUCAUUUACUUGCUCAAUAAAUGUUGUACAACCCACUGAA
Messenger RNA from Tigriopus californicus, 4033 nucleotides. It is a transcript of the gene Usp16-45, whose product is annotated as ubiquitin carboxyl-terminal hydrolase 45-like. The record is from RefSeq and is a predicted model, not a curated record. Gene Ontology annotation, molecular function: cysteine-type deubiquitinase activity; zinc ion binding; cysteine-type endopeptidase activity. The transcript is spliced from 2 exons. The coding region runs from base 272 to 3739 and encodes 1155 amino acids. Lineage: Eukaryota; Metazoa; Arthropoda; Copepoda; Harpacticoida; Harpacticidae. Gene Ontology annotation, cellular component: nucleus; cytosol. Gene Ontology annotation, biological process: protein deubiquitination.